GUUAGUUGCUUAUCUUUUUGUGGGUUUGCUUACAGAUGGAUUCUGAAGGUGAGGAGCAAACCUUGAAAACGUGCAACAGUAGCACGGGACUGGCUGAUAACGUCACUGAAACGCAAAGCCCAUAUGGGACCGUGGCGAGGAAGAGGAGCGCUCAGGAUGGGGUGCAGGGUGCCCCAGUCAAUAAGAGAAAGUCCCUGCUGAUGAAGCCCCGCCACUACAGCCCCAGCGAGGCAUGUGAAGAGGAGAGCGAGGACCUGGCACCGCCACAGGACAAAGAAGAGCUGAGGAACAUUGACACUCCAGCAGAUGGAAACUUUAAAGCAGUCAAUGGCGUGGGCAACAAAAGCAGCUGCUCUGAUGUCGCGUUACAGUCCCACGGUUUACUGGGAUGGCCCGAAGUCACGUCUAACGGAUCUCCGCAGUGUGAGCCGGACACGUCCGGACAUCUGAUGGUGGAAGAUGAUGAAGAGAUUCUUACUAAUGAAGAAGAGGACCAAAGUCUAGACAGGAUGAGCGGUGCAUCAACGCCACAGAGCCCAUACGGAGACAUGAGGGAAGCCGAGUGGGAGCCUCUGUCUCUAUCUGCCAAGGACAAUAGCUCAAACUGCAGCCCGUCCAGAGCUUCUGAACACCCUUUAGGCAGGAACAGCCACGUGAAAGAGCUAGUUUCAGAAUUAGGUGUUCCAAUAGGUAGAGGAAGUGUUUUUCAAGGUGAAGCUUUAAGGUACAGACUUCUCCCCACUGAGGAGGACAGCGAGGGGGAGGCAGAGGUGGAGCGGCUGCCUCGGAUAGAUGGCUGGGCGAUGGGCCUCCACGAGAGAGGCCUCGAUAUGAGUCGAGGGAGAGUGAACCUGAGCCUGCUGGAGGCCAUCGCUCUGCAGACAGAGCAGAGGCAGGUUCUGCACCAUGCCUACAGAGAAAUGGACCGGUUCCUCCUGGAGCAGAUGACCAAUGAGAGACGACACCAAAGGAUGAUGGACAUGGACAACAGACUCAGCUACAACGGAGGGAAAGAUUCUCCACGGAUGGAUAAAAAAGAUAUAAAGUGUCCAACUCCUGGCUGUGAUGGCACCGGUCAUGUAACGGGCCUGUACCCGCAUCACAGGAGUUUGUCUGGGUGUCCUCACAAAGUCCGAGUUCCCCCAGAGAUUCUGGCCAUGCAUGAAAACGUCCUCAAGUGUCCUACACCUGGGUGCACGGGACGAGGCCAUGUCAACAGCAACCGCAGCACCCACCGGAGUCUCUCUGGCUGCCCCAUCGCCGCCGCAGUGAAAGUCUCCAAACCUCAAGACGAGAGCCUGAAAUGCAGACAAACACCUGAGCGCUCACCAAGGACCAUCAGCCUGAUGAAGAAAAUUGAAAUGAACCAGCUGAACUACAGGUUCUCUCAUCCAGUAGCAGCUUUGCAAAAUGGCCUCGUGAAAGACGUGGACAAGUUCAGCAGAAUUCGCUUCGACUACGCCAGCUUUGACGCGCAGGUCUUCGGUAAACAGCCACUGCUGGGAGCCAACCAGGACCAGGAUAUGUCCCAAUACCCUGACUCACCUCAGCAGUAUCCUGGCGUCCUUGGAGCUCCAGGUGGCCGCCUGCCCAUCUCCGGUCAGCACAGCCCGCCGAGUCAAUUCAAGAAAGAAGACGGUCUCCAGGCCGCGGCAGCGACAGCCGCCAUUCUUAACCUCUCCACCCGCUACCGGAAGAACAUGGAGACUAUCAGCGGCCAGCCCUUGGCAUCCUCCACAAAGGAUAUGCUCAUAGAGGUGGAUGAAAAUGGCACUUUGGACCUGAGCAUGAAGAAGUGUAAGGAGAACGGAAAAGCCCCGACCAGGACGCCCCCCGUCGACCCGCUGUCUCCUCCUGAGCCCACCGUGGCGAAAGGUGGGAGCGUGCUAAUCAGCCCCGCCUUCUACCAGCCGCUGUGUGACAGAGAGAGCUGGGAGAACGCCAUCCCAGUCAACUUCAGCAAAGUACACAUUUUACAGGACAAAGAGGAGGAUUAUGAUCAGGUGUCCCUGGAGGACCAACACUAUCCAGGAGACGGCAGUAUGUUAAGCCCCAAAGCCAAGCUGCUGUUACGAGACUCAAAGAAAGAGCUUCUGAGCUGUCCGACCCCGGGCUGUGACGGCAGUGGCCACGUGACGGGGAAUUACGCAUCGCAUCGGAGUGUGUCUGGAUGUCCCCUGGCUGACAAAACACUCAAAUCACUGAUGGCAGCCAACUCUCAGGAACUAAAGUGCCCAACACCUGGUUGUGAUGGAUCUGGACAUGUGACUGGGAACUAUGCUUCGCACAGAAGCUUGUCAGGGUGUCCACGCGCCAGGAAGGGAGGCUUGAAGCUCACACCAAACAAGGAUGACAAAGAGGAGCAGGAGCUUAAGUGUCCAGUAAUCGGAUGUGAUGGACAGGGCCAUAUAUCGGGAAAAUACACAUCCCACCGCAGCGCAGGCAGUUGUCCACUUGCUGCCAAAAGACAGAAGGAGUCGUCUAUGAAUGGGCUGCCCUUUGCCUGGAAGGCCACUAAGCAGGAGCUGCCCCAUUGUCCCCUGCCUGGCUGCAAUGGUCUCGGCCAUGCCAAUAAUGUAUUUGCCACUCAUCGAAGCUUGUCAGGUUGCCCGCUGAAUGCACUGAGCAUCAAGAAAAAACACUCGGAGGAGGAGAUGAUGACUAUCAAACUAAAAGCCAGCAGUGGUGUUGAAAGCAAAGAGGACAUUCAACAUCUGGAUCACGAAAUCAUGGAGCUGAAUGAUUCCAACAUGAAAAUAGAAGAAGACAUGAUGCAACUGCAAACCCAGAUCUCGUCAAUGGAAUGUAACCUAAAGACAAUUGAGGAGGAAAACAAGAUGAUCGAGCAGCACAACGACAGCCUUCUGAAGGAGCUCGCUCGCCUCAGCCAAGCUCUCAUUAACAGUCUGACAGACAUCCAGCUGCCUCAAAUGGGACCCAUCAGCGAGCAUAAUUUUGAAGCCUAUGUGAACACAUUAACUGAUAUGUACAACAACUCGGAGCACGAAUACUCCCCAGAGUGCAAGGCCCUCUUGGAUAAUAUCAAACAGGCUAUUAAGGGCAUCCAUGUUUAAGCUGUCGAGCUACCAAGAGGCUUCUUUGACUUGGGAUGAUGGCACUAGAUAGCUCUGAUUCACUGAAGAGUGCUGGCUCGGCUGCGUGUAUAAGGCGAGGCAUUUUGGAAAUGUGUUCGGCAUUUCCCCGUAA
This is a messenger RNA of Nematolebias whitei (Rio pearlfish), 3207 nucleotides long. It is a transcript of the gene st18, whose product is annotated as ST18 C2H2C-type zinc finger transcription factor. Gene Ontology annotation, cellular component: nucleus. Lineage: Eukaryota; Metazoa; Chordata; Actinopteri; Cyprinodontiformes; Rivulidae. The transcript is spliced from 20 exons. Bases 36 to 3074 code for a protein of 1012 amino acids. Gene Ontology annotation, biological process: regulation of transcription by RNA polymerase II. The record is from RefSeq and is a predicted model, not a curated record. Gene Ontology annotation, molecular function: DNA-binding transcription factor activity, RNA polymerase II-specific; zinc ion binding; RNA polymerase II cis-regulatory region sequence-specific DNA binding.